AUGACCUCGAAGCUACCCCCGUUGACGAUCAGAAACAUCACAGUUCAUCCCCUGGACUUGAAAGUUGUGGAACGAUUCGACUUGGCUGGUCACGGAAUUGCCGGUGGGGGUUUCUCUAAAAUCACUCGAAGUCUGAGCGCACUUGUCAGCAGCAACAACACAACGCCAACUGCAGCGCAGCUUAUUCAGAAAGCCGAGAGUUUUACUGCUGAAGAAAUUUCAUUACCUAUCGCGCCGUUCUCUUCAAAGACUACAAAUGUAGAAACCAACGUUGGCGGUACCCUUCGGUUGACGUUUGAGCUAGAGGGGCAGAGAUACAGAAUCGACACUCCAACCACAGACGAAAAGUCGACCGUCCUUACUCCUCUCUCCCCAGAUCCGCAAUACGAAUUAACGGGUGUCUAUCUGCGCGAAUCUUCGUUCCUCGCGUUGUACUCUUCAUCAAGGCUUGAAUCAUGGAUGAGCAAACUUCCCAGUCAUCUUCCGUUAUCUGCUCUCAGUAUUCCUGGGACACACAACUCACCAACCUAUCACAAAGCUCUUCCUUCCGUUCGCUGCCAAUCCGUCGGUGUGAAGUUCCAGCUCGAAAACGGCGUUCGGUUCCUCGAUGUUCGGGUACAGCCUGAAAGCCAUGAUGAUGUUUCUAAAGAUGGCCUUGUUUUGGUACAUAGUGCAUUCCCAGUGGCCCUGACAGGGAGCAGGUACUUUCGCGGUCUGGUGGAGACAGUGUUUUCUUUUCUUGACGCAAACCCUACGGAAACGGUAAUAGUUUCGGUGAAGAGGGAAGGCAUAGGUAAAGCUACAGAUGAACACCUAAGCAGAGUCCUAUAUGAGCAUUAUGCAAGCGAUGACCGUCGCUGGUUUACAGAGAAUCGUAUUCCAACUUUGGGGGAGGUACGCAGUAAAAUAGUCCUUCUUCGACGAUUUAGUAUCCAUCCUGGUCUGCGGGAUAAGAACGAUGGACAAGGCUGGGCGAUGGAUGGCGAGAGUUGGCCAGACAAUUGUGCAGAUGGGCUAUGUACGAGUGGAGAAAUUCGAGUCCAGGAUUUCUACGAAGUUGCCUACCAACAGAACAUCGAGAAAAAGAUUGCAUUCUGUUCAGAACAUUUAGUCAGAGCUGCCAGAGCAACGUUUCCAAACCCUGACGAUCCCGAGGCUGCAAAGGAGGAGGCAGCUAAACGACCUAUUUUCAUGAACUUCUUAAGUGCGUCAAACUUCUGGAGAGCAAACUGCUGGCCGGAUAAGGUUGCUGCGAAAGUGAAUCCGUACAUGGUCGAUUAUCUGUGUCGAAAGCAUCACAAUGAUCCGGAAACUGCUGAUGAAGCCGUAGAUCGUGCCCAGAAUAACCGUCAGGGUGAUGGAAGCACAGGAGUUGUGGUGUGCGACUGGGUAGGCCAUAAUGGGGAUUGGGAUCUUGUCAGGUGUAUUGUUGGCAUGAAUGCUCGGCUGGAGACAAGAUAG
Molecule: messenger RNA, 1461 nt
Organism: Glarea lozoyensis ATCC 20868
Lineage: Eukaryota; Fungi; Ascomycota; Leotiomycetes; Helotiales; Helotiaceae
Product: PLC-like phosphodiesterase
Exons: 1
Coding region: 1-1461 (486 amino acids)
Biological process (GO): lipid metabolic process
Molecular function (GO): phosphoric diester hydrolase activity
Source: RefSeq, a predicted model, not a curated record